Messenger RNA from Frieseomelitta varia, 605 nucleotides. RefSeq lists its product as uncharacterized. The transcript has 4 exons. The record is from RefSeq and is a predicted model, not a curated record. NCBI's taxonomy places the organism in Eukaryota, Metazoa, Arthropoda, Insecta, Hymenoptera, Apidae. Bases 4 to 513 code for a protein of 169 amino acids.
AGAAUGACGACGACCGGUCUUGGUUCGCAGAAAACACACAGAGCAAGUCGGAGGCAGAGAGGAAGAACGAUCGAAAGAAACACGCGGAGAAAGAACCGAUCGUCCUCGACCAGAGGCAAGGAUCGUGAUCCAGAUCACUCGAGCCGGUCGUGUCCGUUUCCCUGGUGGUGGCCGAGGUCAGAGAAGCCGACGAUUCCUCGGAGAAAUGCUGGUCGCAUCGGAUUCGACAAGAUCGUCCUCGUCAUCGGUGAAGUCCGCCUCGACCCACCGGGGCAAGGGUCACCAGGUCAUUGCGACUGUCGUCUUGGAAACGCGGCUGCUCGCUGCUGCUGCUCACAGCACGGGAUUCGAUCUGGCGCUAUGUUGAUUAAGCGGAUGACAAGUGGCUGUGCUCGCGCGACUCUCGCUUUACGGGCGGUGUGCACGAUGCUUAAUAGCCAGAGCAAGCGCAGGAAAAGCAAGAAGCAAGAAACGACCGAGGGGAGAGAGAGAGCCGAGCGCGUUCGACGGUGAAAACAGGUGAGUAACGGCCGACAGCCCCCGAGUCUGCGAGCACGUUGUGUGGAAGUCGAUCUCAGGGCCGUCGAGUGUGGCGAACCACGGAU